AUUGCGGCGCAGGACUUCAGCUUAUUCUAAUUUCUAACUAAUACAUUCAACCGCUUCUUCUUCUUAUUAUAAUACCUACGCCCUUUCUGACUGUUCACUGGUAAUACCUAGGUAGUUUGUCCGUCUAGGGCGCCAGUACGGACUGAGACGCUUGCCCGGCGCAAGCGCAAAUGCUACUUCUACGUAGAUCCGCGCCACGCCGGCCUUGGUCAGGACAAGGCACAUUGACCGUCGUCGCCGCCUGUCAUUUGCGAAUAUGACAGCCCCAUCUGUACCUCGCAUACGAGCUCGCAAGCCCAAAGUCCGCUCCGGCUGCGCUACGUGCAAAUCGCGAAGGGUUAAAUGCGAUGAAGGCCGGCCGGCCUGUGCUCGCUGCCAGAAAGCUCGGCUGCCUUGCAAAUACAACGCUCCUGAGCCGCAACACGGCCAAAGCAGGACUCAAGAUGGUGUGUUACCGGUAUCUAAUAGCGGCGACGCUGGUUCGCAGUUGGCGCCAGGGAUGCGUUUACAUGAUUUUGAAGGACACGAGGUCUUCUACUUCGACUUAUUCCGCAACGUCGUCGUGUGCAAUCUCUCUCUGAACGGGUAUAAGAACUUCUGGACUCGGACUGUACUUCGCGAGAGCCUCAGAGAUGAAUGCGUACGGGAUUGCGUCCUGGGUACCGGUGCGCUGUGCCGCGCAAUGAUGGACCAGAUUCAUCGUCUGAAGCAGCCGGGGGCGAAGUCUCUUUGGAUGGUCCCGACAGAUUCUCUUAACCCUACUAAUGCUAGAUAUCACAGAGACGCGCUCCAGUUUUAUACCAAGGCCAUCUCAAAGUUUCGAAGGCGGAUGCUGCUCGAAAGCUCGUCUAUUACGCCACGAACAAUCCUGAUUGUCAGCAUUUUGUUCGUCGUGUUCGAGGCGAUGCAGGGCGACACGGAUACCAUCGACCGGCUUAUACACUCUGCCAUACUCGCCUUGGAGAGUUCCAUGUCAGGUAGUAUGACGUUUGGUUCUCGGUUACCGCCGACUCUGGACGACGAGGGCGUCCGCGAAGCAGAUUAUUUCCUCGCGCGCCUGUCUGGAUUCAACUCUUUGCUAUCCCCAUUUUAUCCCGCCAUCCUGAGAAACAAAGCGUAUCGAAGAACUUGGUUGUGCAAAGACGCUAUUCCUAGCAGCGACCAGAGCACGCAGCAGAUAGAGCAUACCUUCGAAAGGUACACGACAUACAUGUUAUUCUGGUACUUUCGCACAGCCCAAACCAAACUUUUCAAUAUCCCGAUGGAUUUAAUGAAAUUCCAGGAGGAACAGGCGCUUGCUAUAGAUCAAACAAAAAUUUGGUGCGAAUUUUUAGAAAGCAAAGUAGACCAGGAGAAGGAUCCCGUCCAGUGCUGGAGUUGGAAUAUUAUGCUAGUAGAGGCGAAGAUGUUUACCGUCCACGUUCGUUACCGCCACGACCCAGAAGAAUUCGAGGCUAUGUGGGAUUCGCAACUCCCCAUCUGCCGCGAAGUCAUCACACUCGCCGAGUCGGUGUUACAAGAAGAGAAUCCGCUUACUGGUGCUCUGCCGCCCCUUUUCGAAGACAAACUGCAACCGAUACUGCGUUCCCUAACAUGCAAAUGCCGCAACUACGACGUUCGGUCGAGGGCGCUAGCUCUCUGCCAGAAGAUAUCUGGGCCCUGGUUUGAGAACAAGGCGAUGGUUGUCGGCAUGAAGAUCCUCGUCGAGUUGGAAGAACGGGAAAGAGACGCUUCUGGGUCGAUCCCCUACCGGUCAAGAUUAAGAUGGACUAUAUCAUCGUGGAACGACGACCGGACAGAACUGCGGAUGGUGCUCACGGGAGUUAUUACGGGCCAUCGUAAGGAAUUAACGAUUCGCAAAGACGAAAGUAUCGAUGACAUGAUUGAGAAUAUAUCUAAGCUAUCUGUCUAGUUGUCCGAGGUGUGAGCAGUUACAAAAAACACAAAGACCUAGGAACACCACAGGCUACUCGACCAAGUCAGAUAUAUAGUAAGAAAGAGAUAAUGAAGACUCAAUACCUAAGAUCAAACACGUACAUAAACACUAUCAA
Daldinia loculata is the source of this 2051-nucleotide messenger RNA. RefSeq lists its product as uncharacterized. NCBI's taxonomy places the organism in Eukaryota, Fungi, Ascomycota, Sordariomycetes, Xylariales, Hypoxylaceae. The record is from RefSeq and is a predicted model, not a curated record. Gene Ontology annotation, molecular function: zinc ion binding; DNA-binding transcription factor activity, RNA polymerase II-specific. Gene Ontology annotation, biological process: regulation of DNA-templated transcription. The coding region runs from base 257 to 1912 and encodes 551 amino acids. The transcript has 2 exons.